AUGGCCAGGCUGGCGCAGCUGCAGCAGCGGGCGGCCCUCCUAGCGCAUCAGUUCUACUUCCGAAACAGUGUUGUGGAUGUAUUUAGAAAAAAAGAAAAUGAUGCAGCAGUUACAAUCCAGAGCUGGUAUCGAGGAUGUAAAGUUCGGACGUAUAUCAGGUAUUUACACAGAGUUGCAACAGUUAUUCAGAAAUGGUGGAGAAGUUACUUAGGAAAGAAAUGUUAUCAACGCAAGAUAAAGUUAGCAUAUCAUGAUAUGAAGAUGAAUAUCUACAAUGCAAUGGCUGUCAGGAUUCAGAAGCAAUGGCGAGGCUAUAAGAUUCGGAAAUACUGCUUCAAUUAUUAUUGUUUUAAGGCAUAUCUGAGGGCUAUAUCUGAGACCAAUGAUGCAGUUAGGGAGGCCCUGGACGAGUUUGCAGAGAUGAAAGAGAGAGAAGAGAAGAAGGCCGACCUCGAGAGGGAGGAGAGGAAGAGAGAUUACGAAGCCAGAAAGAUGCAUUACCUCCUCAGCACAAAGCAGAUCCCAGGCAUAUACAACUCGCCCUUCAGAAUUAAUCCCGACCCGUGGGAACUGCGACUACAGAACGCAAAGCCUUUAACGCCUCCACGGCCCAAAGCCAGGCGGAAGCGGGUCCACCACCUGGAGAGCUGGCUGGCCUGCACCAGUACCCGGUCCUUCCCUCGCUCCCACAUCCUGCCGCCCAUCAACCGGAAGCAGUGCCAGGGGCCCUUCCGUGACAUCAGUGAAGUACUGGCACAGCGCUACAAGCCUUUGGAACCAACGUUGCGGGUGGCAGAACCCAUCACGUCGUUAAAAGAGGCCAGAAGUGAAUUCAAAAGAUGGGACUCGGCAAAAAAUGUUCAAGAGAACAUGUUUUUGCCAUUCUCUUCCUACCAUAAGAAUAGAAAGUACGUUCCAUCAAUGCAUUUAUCAAGCAAGUAUGGUUCCAGUCACCGUUUCAGAGAUGAAAAUCCUGCAAAGUGGAUUGGUGGCAAGGAUUUCCAAACUAUAUUACCAUCAUUCGGUCUCUUCUCCAAGUACGGAAAGUCAUAUUCAAAAGCUGGACAGAUUUUAUAA
Pipistrellus nathusii (Nathusius's pipistrelle) is the source of this 1077-nucleotide messenger RNA. The record is from the annotation of a GenBank genome assembly. NCBI's taxonomy places the organism in Eukaryota, Metazoa, Chordata, Mammalia, Chiroptera, Vespertilionidae.